AUGGCUGAACAAUAUCAGGACAAACUGAAAGAGCUGGAGCUGUUUGGCUCUGUCCCAGCCAUUCAUCUGAGACUCUCGGCACAGCACCCAAGCCUGGGAACCAAAGGUGUCCAAACAGUUCAGAACCAUAAAUCGUGCAGCUUGGCUGAAAGAUCUGACAUAGAGACUGCUCCCAGGAUCAUCAACAUUACGGUGCUGCCAGGCCCUGACCACAUUUUCAGUGCUCGAUGUACAGCGGAAGGGGAGCCCCUGCCCUCCCUCACUUGGACUGGUCCAAGUACUGGCAAUGGCACCUCUACCUACAGCCAGAGCCAUCAGAUCACCAAGGAGCUCCAUGCCCUGGCCCAGGAUGGCCGCUACACCUGCAUCGCCACCAACAGCCUAGGCCACGCUGAGGGCAGCGUCUACUUCUACAAGUUCCGAGCCGCAGGUGACUCUUCGGUGCUUCUGACUCUUCUCUUUGCCCUGGGAAUCAAACUCUUACUGCUCCUGGUGAUCCUGGGGGCCUUCGUGUGCCAGAGCAAAGCAACGCAUUCAGCAGCCCAAGAGACCCUUUCAAGGCCACAGGUUCAGGAGUCCAGUUAUGAAAACUUGCACCACAGCAACAACCGAACCCCACCAGCAGCUGCUGCAGCACAGUGA
Molecule: messenger RNA, 642 nt
Organism: Gracilinanus agilis (Agile Gracile Mouse Opossum)
Lineage: Eukaryota; Metazoa; Chordata; Mammalia; Didelphimorphia; Didelphidae
Gene: SIGLEC15
Product: sialic acid binding Ig like lectin 15
Exons: 6
Coding region: 1-642 (213 amino acids)
Biological process (GO): regulation of actin cytoskeleton organization; regulation of bone resorption; regulation of osteoclast development
Cellular component (GO): plasma membrane
Source: RefSeq, a predicted model, not a curated record